GUGUGAACUGAUGAAGAUAAAGAGAUAAGACUUAUCGAAAACGUGACGGUAUCUCUUCGUGGAAACAUUGUUCGUUGAAGGAUUACGUAAACUUGAACCAAGAUUAUCAGGGGGCUUCAUAUUUUGUUCUGCUCUAAAUCGACCGAGAAAAAACAAAAACAAAAAAAUCAAGUGAUUUCGUCAGCAGAGUGUUCGUGGGAAGUGUUGCUCAUGUUGGUUGAACUUACAGAUAGAGUAUCCUCUCACAUACCUUAAAUAUACAGGAAUGAGAAUAUCCUAUAACAUCAGUAUACAGAAAUGAUACCUUAAAUAUACAGAAAUGCGAAUAUCUUCUCGUAUACCUUAAAUAUAUAGAAAGGAGAAUGUCCUCUCACAUACCUCAAAUAUACAGGAAGGAGAAUGUCCUAUAACAUCAUACCUCAAAUAUAUAGAAAGGAGAAUAUCAUCUCGUAUAUCUUAAAUAUACAUAAGUAAGAUUAUCCUAUAACAUACCUUAAACAUACAGAAAUGAGUGUUGCUUCUGCUAGGCGAGCUUCAUGUUAACUUCGCGCCUCAUGUGAAGAUAAUAUCGAGGCGAAUUUAAACAAUGUUAGUUUUCAUAAAUAUCGACUGAAGAUGGGAAGUGGUGUCCAGAUGUGACGAAACAAAAAGGACAGAUGUACUCUGUGAUGUCAUUAGUAGUUUCGUUUGAAUUGUAAUGAACUUACGAGGAAUACGUAUUAAGAAAUAGUGUUACGUUUUUAAAGACCGUGUGACUUUAGAUAUCUCGUAGACUGAAAGUUAAUUUGUGGCUGUUCAUGAAGGAGAACUGGAUAUAAGAGAUAUUUCAUUCCAGUCCACGUGAGUUUGGACUUGUGAAAAUAAUGAUCAGGAAAAGAAAGACAUAGAAAAUUUGGACUUUUGCAAAUACACCUUCCGUUUUUUGUUGUGGGCGUCUCUGAGGUGUAAAUUCCAAAAAAAGUGUACCGUUUAUCCAGGCAGUUUGAAUUUGGACAAAAGGGAAAAAAGGCGGUAAGUUUGGACCUGUGAAAAUAAUGAUCAGGAAAGAAAGACAUAAAAUUUGAAACUUUGGCGAAUACAGUUUUUUGUUGUUGUGGGCGUCUCUGAGGUGUAAAUUACAAAAAAAGUGUAAUCGUUUCUCCAGUCACUUUGCAUUUGGAAACAGUUUGCAUUCAGAAAAAAGGAAACAAGGAGGUCAGAACGUAUUUAUUGUUUAUUUUUCAUUACUGGGCACCUCGUAGUGCCUGCAGCAGUGGGUUGUUGAGGACACCAUCCCAAGAACUGACCCUCCUCGGUUGUUACUUGUUAGUGCGUGUUCCUCGACGCUGCUGCUGCUGAGACCCUCGGGGCUAUGAUGGAUGGCGUUAUCCAUAGUGGGCGUUUUGCUGACGACCUCUAUCUUCGCAGCGUGGGUCUGGGCGUGCUCAAUCCGGCGUCGGCGUCUUCGUCGCUUUGAUGCGGGCUGGCCGUGGGCGGCUCUCUACCGUCGCUGCUGCUCCGCCCACAACAGUUCUCCACCGCCACUAUACCUAGGUCACGCCCUUAUACCCGUCCAUUUCCUCGGCGCAUCCCGCCCCUGUCGCCGGCGCGGGCGCGGGCGGGGGCCCGAGCCCAGGUGAAGGAAUGGGCGGAACAGCUGCGAGAGAGUGACCGCCCCAAGCUCCGCCCGUCUCCUCCCGCCCAUGGCCCCCAGUGCGAGCACGCCGCGGAGGACAUGGGCGAGGGCGAGGGCGGCGGAGGGCGGCAACGACUCAGGCCUUGUUGUCGGCACAAGCACAGCUCGCGCUCACGCCCGCGGGCGUGGAGGCUCCAGCACUCAGAGUUCGACAGCAUAGAGGAAUUUGUGGCGCACGGUGCUAAUGUCAACUGCCUGGCCUUGGGUCACAAGUCAGGUCGCGUGCUGGUCACUGGCGGGGACGACAAGAAGGUCAACCUAUGGGCGGUUGGGAAGCCCAAUUGCAUAUUGAGUCUAUCAGGCCACACGACCCCAGUAGAAUGCGUUCGAUUUGCUGGAUCCGAGAGCAUGGUGUGUGCAGGUUCCCUAAGUGGCGCGCUGAAGAUCUGGGAUUUAGAAGCAACGAAGAUUGUGAGAACGCUUACAGGCCAUAAAGCCAAUAUUCGGUGCAUAGAUUUCCACCCAUAUGGAGAUUUUAUCGGCACUGGAUCUCUGGACACAAAUAUCAAGCUGUGGGAUAUUCGUCGCAAGGGUUGUAUCUUCACUUACAAAGGCCACAACUUGACUGUCAAUAGUUUAAAGUUUUCACCUGAUGGACAAUGGAUUGCUUCAGCUGGAGAAGACUGCAAUGUUAAGUUGUGGGACCUGCGAGCUGGUAAGAUGAUGACUGAGUUUGGCCAGCAUACGGGACCAGUGAGCGACGUUGAGUUUCAUCCUCACGAGUUUCUCUUGGCAUCAGCGUCACAUGAUAGAACUGUCAACUUCUGGGAUCUUGAGAAGUUUGCCUUAGUUUCAUCCACAGAUGCUGAUACAGGACCCAUAAGGACUAUAGCGUACCAUCCAGAUGGUGACUGUCUGUAUGCAGGUUCCCCUGAUGUCCUAAAGGUUUAUGGUUGGGAGCCAGCACGAACAUUUGACACAGUAGCUAUGGGAUGGGGAAAGAUCCAGGAUAUUGCUAUUGCUUCCAAUCAGUUGAUUGGCGCUGGAUUCCAUGGGGUGCACGUCUCAUUAUACGUUGUGGAUUUGAAGCGGGUGCAGCCGUUUGGAGGAGCACAGCAAGACACUUCAUCUACUUUCCGUUAUGGUGCAGCAAUAAGAAAAAGCUUUAGUAAGGAUAAGAAUUCCACAAAAGCCACGGCUGAGUCUAUGAAGACUGAAGAAGCAUCUGACACAGGAGGGGAAGAGCCACAGGAGGAGGACCCACCUCCGCAAAUUAAUAACCUAAAUGAAUACCAUAAUAUAUUCAAAACGCGACGGGAGUUACAGAGAACGCCUCCUCUUCCUGAACCCCCUGCUUCUGUUAAUAAUAAUAAUGAUCCCAUGGUGCCACAAGUAAUGACGAGUCCUGAUGUCAUAAAACCAGAACCCAUGCGAGCAGUUCCUCCUCCAGCUUCUGUAGUUCGGGCAAGUAGUCCUGAGCCAGGCAGAAGAGGCUCUGCUCACGUAGUGUCUCAUCUGCCACGACCGAUAGCAACACCCAGGGAAACUGUUACACCAAGGUACGAAGGUGGAAAUAAUCAAGCACCAACUUCUCCAUCUCAGUCAACAAGCUUUCCAAGCCUUUAUGAGCGUCGUGGCUCAUCGCAGGAACAGUCUGCCUGUUCUUCACCUCACAGGUACAUCAUAAGGCACAGUCCGUCCGAGCCACAUCUUGUGCGCCAGUCAUCAUCGCCUGGCCCAGCUUCCACCUCCCCAGCUUAUCAUGAUUCUGCUCCAAGUUUGCCACAGCUUACUCGCCCAGAAUUAUCAAAUUCAAGUCGUUCACAGGCAUCGUCUAAAUCAGACCUCUCUUACAAGCCUAUGGAUCGACCCAUGUUGGUUAAACCAACGCCCAGACCCUUCGAGACUCAGAGUACUGAUAUUAUUUAUAUGGGAGCCCCAGUUAAAGAAAUUGACUAUUCCAUCACAGGAAUGCCAGCAGAAAAGGAUACCAUCAACUUUGAUGACUUUUUGCCGAAUAAGCUCAGUGGAUUGGGACUCAAUGGAAAAGGUGGUUUAACAGGCAUCAGUGGUACUGAGAUGUCUGAACAGGAGGUGCUUUCUAGUAUCAUAAGUGGUCACACAUCCAUGAUGUCUGUUUUAUCUGCUCGAUCCAGAGGUCUUCAGGUCACCCAUAAACUAUGGCAGACUAAAGACUUGAAAACUGCUGUAGACCAUGCCCUUAAUCUGGGUGAUCAAGCUCUCCUCGUUGAUCUGCUAGGCAUCAUUAAUUUACGGCCAUCAAUAUGGAAUUUAGACUUGUUAACAGCAUUACUUCCACCGGUUAGCUCUCUUUUGCAGAGCAAACAUGAAACAUAUGUAAUGUGUGGUUGCAGUGCACUGAAGCUUAUGAUAAAGAAUUUUGCUGUUAUGAUCAAGUCAAAUAUGUCAGGGCCAAUACAUACUGUGGGAGUGGACAUUUCUCGUGAGGAAAGGUAUAACAAAUGUGUGGAGUGUUACAAUCACAUGAUGUCCAUCCGGGCAUUCCUUCUAAAGAGACUGACUAUUCCUGGGAAGAUGGGAACUCUGUAUCGUGAGUUGGUCAUCCUCAUGCAAGCCUUCGACUGAUAAUAAGCUUAAGAGGUUUGCAGGUGCCAAGCUUAUCUUAUGGGUGUAGUUGGUCAAAUUUAGUGGAAAAACACCAACUUAUUUUAUUGCCAAAAAAAAUUAUUCCUCCACUUUUCACCCCUUUUAAGUACAGGCAACUUUAUGUAAUGGCUCAAGUAUGGCACUGAAGAGUAUUUCAGUGACUGUUUCAGACAGUUUACUAUCUGCAAAAGAUCAUAGUUGAUUAGUCUUAGCUUUGUGCCAAGUCUAUUCUUGUAUUAAUAAUGCACUCUGGAAGCAAUCUCAAGAUAUCAGUUGAAAGAAAAUGAGGAAUGACUACACUCAUAUUGAGUGAUCAGUUGGAAGUAAGUGAGGAAUGACUAGACUCAUAUUGAGUGAAGUCAUCAUUUACUUACAACUUUGGAAAAGAAAGAAAUUAAAUAUUAUGGCCAUUUUAAGCGCUUUAUUCUUCAGAAUGGAACUGCUGUGAUUGAAGCACUGUAUCCUUUUGGAGAAAAUAUGCUCCUUUAGUUGAGUAUGGUGAUUCUCAGCAUUGAACAGCAUUGGUGCUUACAGCCCAGUUUUAAGCUGUCCAGUAUAAUUGUAAUUGCAUAUGGUGGAAAUGUGAUAUGAGUCUGUAAAUGAUACUAAUUUGUUUAAAGUUAAAUUUAAGAAGGAUUCAGCAGUGUUAUGGGUAAUUUUGUUUUAUAAGUACCUUGUAUAUAUGGAGAACACGCAAGAUAUGUGUACUGGCCAGCAUCAUGUUCCGUGAUAGGAUUGUAAGCUGGAAUAUUUAAUCUUCCAUAUCCCAUGUAGCUCACUUACCAAACAAACAAAAAAUAGAUAUGUCAGUGCACUGGUUCAAGAAAUGUAAACCAAGAUAGGAAAUGACAAUUAAUGUGUAAUCUAUAAUAACAUCUAUGGAAGGUAACAAAAUUAGGCUGAAGUUAUGAUGAUCGAAGUACAGUACUAGAGUAAUUUUUAUGCCGAAACUUUUAAUUGAUUAAAUAUAGAAAACUGGUUAGUUAUCUUUUAAAAUCUUCAAUAAGUACAUGGGUAUGGAUUUUGCCAUUUACUUUUGUCUUAUAAACCAGCAACAUUGCUGACUUAUUUUUGAUAAAAAUCCUUUAUACAGAAGACUAUAAACAUCUGAAUUUAUCUUUUUAUUAGAAUACUUGUACAUUUUAAUGAUUUUUUUUUUAAGUAUACAACUCGAGGUUCAUGCUGGUCAGAGGAUUUUCUUACUUUUACUAAGAAUUCCAAAUUUGACAGCAUGUCACGUGCUAAAAUCAGUCGUGUAAAUACAGCUUGGCGUUUACUUCAGACAUCGCAUAAAAUUAUUUUUUCUGUUGAAAAUUAAUGUAAAUUUGAGAUUAGUCAUACAUCUGCUGUGAUAGUAAAUCUAUUAUUAAUGCAGACAAUGACAUUUUCAUAUGUAUUAUAAAUGAUUUGUAUCAUUUGUGAGACAUGAUGAGAAUUUAAAGUAAGUAUUUGGACCAGUGUCCAGGUAUGAAAAGUAGAGUAAGAACUUUUACUGAUUAAGUUAGGUAUUUGUUUAGGAAUUUUUUUGUAAAUUUAAUAUAUGCUAUCCCAAAAUAGCAACAAGAACAUUGUUAAAAAAAAGAGAACUAAUGAUGUUUUUUGUUAAAGAGGAAAUUCUAGUUACUACAAUGAAAUGGAAAAUUUCAUUGCAAAGGAGCAAUGAAAGUAAUAAUACUGGUUAUUUCCAUUAUAACAAUUUAGAGAUGGGAACACCAUAGUUUUCCCUCUUUUGUAUGUAAACUUCAGGAGGUGAAAUACCUUUAUUUCUGAAGUCUUGUGCCUUCUCAUUUUUUAAACUGCUUCUGGCAGUUACUUGCCAGAAGUGGUAGCCAUAUGCAAUAUAUAAAUACCAUAUAUUUCAUGAAGAUAAAAUGGUGUAAACCAUAGUUAGUCUGUGGGAUCCCUGUCUACUUUGUCUUUGCCAUGUCUGGGUUGUUCUGAUUACCAGACAUUGAAACGAAGAACGAACUGCCUAUACUUUAGCAAGCCACAUUCCAAAAUCAAUAAAUUAUUGGUACUUGUGCUUUGUCAUGGUGGAAAUAAUGCUUGCCAAUUUUUUUUUUUUUUUUUUUUUUUUUUUUUUUUUUUUUGCUUAUUGCCAAAAGCCAAAUACCAUUAACUUGACAUUUUGUGUUCAGUCGUAUCAUGUAUGGUGGCAAGUGGUUGGUUUAUCUUGUAAAUUUUACAAGGUUUAGUUUAGUUUUGGAAUGGUAUAUUAUCAUUCAUUAGUUACUGUAUGUUUAAUCCUUGUUAAUGCUACUGUUUUGCCUUUGCUCUUGUUUUACUACUUAUAUGCUUGGGGUGAUGACUUUAAAGCAGUCUUAAAAAAAUAAUUGGAUAUUGUGACAUCAGAGAGCCAGUAUAUACUUAAUUAUUUUUUUUUAUUCAUACAUGACGAUAUUUUUCAGUGAUUGGAUCAAUGCUAACAUUUAUUACAACAUUUUUGCUAUUUUUUGAAAAAGUAAUAUCACAGGAAAUAUAUUGAAUUGGAUAUUUCUUUUAACAUUCAGUAUCUAUAAUUCUGUUCUCCCAAUGAGAAAAGUUUUCAGGACAUUAAAAUUGACAGAAUUAAAGUAAUUUGUUACCAUUUAUCAUAACUUUUUUUUUCUCACAUCAACCCCUGCCAAUUAUGCAAUGUUUGUAAGAUAUAUCACAAUUCUUAUAACAUUUUGACACUAAAAACAUUUCUCUCCAGCCCAUUUUCUUUAAUUGAACUGAAAAUCACAUAACAUGUUUACUUGCAUUAAUCCAUUCCAUGAAAUGUUAAAUAUUCAUUGUUAAGUACAAGGUAUUUAUAAUUGGAAAUUGUCAGUAAGCUAUAAGCUAUAUAGUUAUUCUGCACUGAAUAUUUUAUGCAUAUAUUUUUGUAAUACUGAAAAUUUUAAAUUAUGUGAAGCUAAAAACAAACAAAUCGUACAGAUACUACACAUAACGAAAUACAGAAUAUUUAGUGGCUUUGUGACCUGUGAAUUUAAUGUCAUGCUCAAGAGUUCAGACUUUGAUUGCUGCAAGUAAGUGAGCCUUUGUCCAUCAUUUAAUCACUCGUUGCUGUGGUAUAAAUGUUUGGUUGGAUAAGCUGAGUUGACAUCAGCAAGACAGACAUUAAACAGUAUUUUGAAAUGAAUAUAACAGAAAAUUUGGUUAAAUGUAAUACUACUACAGAACCUUCUAAUUAAGUACUAUUGGGUAACUACUCAAAUUUUAGUAGCAUUCUACAGAUAAAUUUGGCUUCUACAUAACAGCCAUUUUCUUAAGCCUAGUGCAUUCAGUCUGUUACCCAAGAUACUCUUGAUUUUGUUUCAUGUAUAUUGUAUUGAAAAUGUCACUAUUUCAUUAGUUAGGAAUUUUUUUAAACAUUCCGUAUGCUAAAGUAAUGGCUCCUGAAUGAAAUUGUCACUUUUAAAACAUUGUAAGGAGUUCUGUGAAGUGUUUUUCACAGGUUUAUCAUCUUGGUAGUCUUAGGAAUCCAUGGAUUUGCCAUGAAACAUGGAAGAUUUUUAAUCUUAGCGGCUUAUGUGUAGGUAUCAUCAAAGUACUUGGUUUUGACAGUUAAGGAAGAGUGGGAAGUGAACUUGUCAAAUGUGUAUUGUUAAUGUUAACUAUAUAGUAGUGUAAGGAUUAAACUUUUAUCAUUCCAAAGUAAAAAGAUUAAAAUUAACCAAAUAUAAUCUUUUAAGAAUUUUUUUUAGUAUUUUAUAUGUAACCAAGAAGGCUGUGUGAAAAAUUAUUGUGACACUAGAUCAUAAGAAAGGACAGAAUUAUAUAAGGAAAACGUCAGUCCUUGUAUCUUACAUGAAGUACCUUUAUGAAUAUGUAUAUUUUGUGGUAUCCUUGUUUUGUACUGUAUAAUUUGUUAGAAGAGUUAUCAGAUCCAUGAGUAUAGCAACUGAAGAACACAUCUCUCAAGUUCUGUUUGUAAUGCAUAAUAUCAAAAUGUGCUGCAGGUGCUUGCUAAGUUGGCUGAAUAAACUUGCUGAUACCAUAUUAAAAUGCCACAGUACAGUAAUAAUGUAUGAGUAAGUGAAGAACAUUUCUGAAAAGAUUAAGCACCAUUUUUAACAUUUAUCAUCAUUCAGUCCAAGGUCAUAGAUAAUUUUGUCACCUUUUCAUAUCAUUGUGAUUUGUCUACUGCUGUUAAUUUUGUCUCUUGACAAAAUGGCUGGUGCUAAGAAUUUUUUUUAAUCAUGUGCUUUCCAUCUUUACUUUUCUGUUCAAUGCCUUUUUAUUGUCAUUUUCUGUUCUCAGGAAUGUCUCAAAAGGUACAGAAAUCUGCUUUUUUGAAAAAUAAAAUUUUAAAAACACCCUAAGCAGAUAGGAUUUAAUCCUAACAGCAUUUUGCUGAUUGUCAGUGUUUGACAGGACAAUAAAUAUGAUGGUCUUUCAUUUUCAUUAGUAGAGAUCAAUACUAUCGAAAAUAUGAGCUCUUUGUAGCACACGAUGAUUAGUUUUUAUAACCACGAGACAAAAAUACCAUCCUUUGCUUGCUUUGCUGUAAAAUAUUUUAAAGUAAUUUAGAUUGGGAAAUACUGAGUAACUAUGUAUUGUAUUGCAAAGUACUAGUCCCUCUUUUUUUUGAGUCCUGGUAAAGGAAAAUAUUUUUCUCAGCCAUUAAUUCAGAUUUUUUGGGAAAAUAAUAGGACCAAGGUAUUUUCAUUAUAAACAUGGUGUCAUAUCCUAGUGGUGCAUGAAGUUUUAAGAUGGAAAGACAAAUUGCUUGUAUGAUUACUAAAUAACUACUUUAAUCAUAUCUGAGUUUGCCUAGCUGUACAAAUUUUGGUCUUGCAUAAUGACAAUACUAAUUAUAAGUCACAUGUACAUUUCUUAAUUGCUUUUUCAUAUUUUGGUUUACAGGUCCUUACAAACUACUCUUUAUAUUAUCAAGUAUGUCAAAAGGUAGAAAUCUCAAAAUUUUUUAUAUUCCGUGUAGUUUUCUUUUAAAGUUAGUAAAUUUUGUUGAAAACCUAUCCUUGUUCCAAUACAGCUAAGUAUUUCCCAGUGAAAUUUUGCUCAUUCUAUAUCAGUACUUUAUCCCCAAGAAAACGAGAAAAUGAACAGCCUCAGUGGUUAUUAGCAUUUAGAAACAUACACUGACAUCUUUGUCAUUAUCCUUCCUUAAAUUUUUACUGACGUAACAUCGUUAAUCAUGAAACUGAGGUGUAGACCGCUAUAAAUUUUUUUGAAGCUUUCACACUGAAAAUGAACUAUGGACUGGAAAACAGUUAGGAAAAGAUUGUGUCUCACUGUCACUUAUAAUAUUUCUCUCUUUUAGAUACUUGAAAAAUUCAGAUACUGGCAUGAUAUGGGACGAGCUUUAGGGUCAGAGUAGCCUGGCAUAAGGAAAGUGGAGUCGUCAUAACCGCUUUAUUUAGGUGUAUGUGGUUAUUGACCCUUGUUCCUCACAAUUAAUGAUAGAUCUCAGUUAAACAAUUAAUAUAUUUGCCUCAAGGACUCUACUCUAAUAAAAGCUUUAUUUGAUAAUUACAAAAAUGGCUAUAAGCAGCUUAGCAAAGGUUUUUAUCAUGUCUGUUUGAAGUAAUGGGAUAUGAUUAAAAGAUUAAUGAUUUCUAGUGUAGGAAAUGUUAAAUAACAUUUAGGUCUAGAGUGUAUUAUGACGUAGUAUUUAUACUUGUAUAUAACUGAGCUGCUGUAAAUAACUUGUGAUAAUAAAAAGUUGUUAAAUUACAA
Messenger RNA from Macrobrachium nipponense, 9928 nucleotides. It is a transcript of the gene kat80, whose product is annotated as katanin p80 WD40 repeat-containing subunit B1-like. Bases 1715 to 4222 code for a protein of 835 amino acids. The record is from RefSeq and is a predicted model, not a curated record. Gene Ontology annotation, molecular function: microtubule binding. Gene Ontology annotation, biological process: microtubule depolymerization; microtubule severing. NCBI's taxonomy places the organism in Eukaryota, Metazoa, Arthropoda, Malacostraca, Decapoda, Palaemonidae. The transcript is spliced from 16 exons. Gene Ontology annotation, cellular component: katanin complex.